Molecule: messenger RNA, 4434 nt
Organism: Prosopis cineraria
Lineage: Eukaryota; Viridiplantae; Streptophyta; Magnoliopsida; Fabales; Fabaceae
Product: ATP synthase protein MI25-like
Exons: 3
Coding region: 2504-3400 (298 amino acids)
Biological process (GO): ATP synthesis coupled electron transport; proton motive force-driven ATP synthesis
Molecular function (GO): proton transmembrane transporter activity; oxidoreductase activity, acting on NAD(P)H
Source: RefSeq, a predicted model, not a curated record
ACUACUGGUGCGGAAGAUGAGCUGUUAAUAAAGCUUGAUUCUCUUACUUACGCAAUUCAGUCUUUAACAGCGCUUAUCCCGCAUCCUGGACUAUUCUUAAUGUUCUUACUGGGAAACCGUAGUUUGUGUAGCCUAUAUGCUAUAAGUUCUAAGUUAGAGCGAGGACCGAAGGGAUGGAGCUAUUUCCCUGGGAAGGUCAAGCCCAUUACCAAAGCCCCACCCAUCCACCAUAAUGGACGCCAACACCAUUUCAGAAUGAUAAUGAAAAGCAAAAAAGUGAGUACCCUACUUCACUUAUAAUAAGAAGAGUAGGGAGGGAGAACGGAAGACAAAAGAGCCCUAACUCAUAUCGUACCAAGAACUAACUUGCCAUUGACCUAAUCAAGCGGGAGAUCACCUUCGCUCAUGUUCUGAGAAUCUCCAUCUGCUCUAAGUGGGCGAACUAGAAUCCUUAUGUCAGGUUGGUUUUCUUCCUAGCUGGCAAGCCCCUUCUCAUAGUUGCUUGUCUUUUUAUCGCUGCGCUUACGAGGAACUCGCUUGCCUGAGCCUGCCUUGCAUACCCCGUUGGUUCUUGGUUUUGGGAGGGUUUUCUAAGGUAGUAACGCUUUGCAUUCGCAGGAACUCUUUUGAGUUCGGUAACAUCGUUCAGUUCAUAGGUUUGGGAUUCGAGGAGUUCUCUUUUCGGUACUAUUGAUAGAGUUCCUCACUACACUACUGCUUUUAAGCCUUUCCUUUGGAGCCUGAGGCAGUUACGUUAAGUAACAGGAUCUUAAACUCUCGUUCUGUACGUGAGCACUCGAAAAUAUCAUCUUCUUUUUCUUCUUAUUUCGUAAAAUAAGUAAUAAUGUGGUGACUUCUUUCCUUUGUUUGGCUUGAGUCCAAUCUCAUCUGGAUUGAGAUGGAGUCGUCUUGCUUAGUAAGGAGUUGUUCUAGUCUUCUGGUAGUCGCUUGCGCUUGUCUUAUGAGUGAAUCUCGAUCUAUGGCCUAUUUGAUUGAAGACCUGUUCAAAAGAUCAGAUAGGCGGAUGGAAGCAAGAGGCUGGCUAGCUCGUGAAAUCAAGAUCUCGUAAGAAACUGUAUCACAAGUACACUAACGAGUACCACGAGUGCACUAAAGGAUUUACAAGCAGAAAUCAAUAGUCUGAAAAUAUUGCGUAAGAGAAAGAGAUUUAUAGCCAGUCUCUUUAGCGGCCGAUACGAGAAUUUUAUGUCAAAAGGACCAACCAACGAGGAUGAAGAAGGAGCAGGAGGAGGAGCUAACUUUAGUAGGGACGGAAGCGAAGAAAUUCUGAGUUCAUGCCACGACGAUCUAUAUGGAAGGGCAGUUUUGUUGAUGCAUUCCUUUUCAAUAUUCUAGGUAUAAUACUUUUCUAUUUGCUUGUCGAUUUUUGCUAUUUCAUGCUCGGUGGAAGCAAGGAACCCUUCGUGGGAUUCCUCCUCAUCAUGAGUGUGUGUUCGGCGUUCUAUUUUUGUUUUCGCGCCGAAAAUUCUCUUAGCCGUUUUCAGUCUGUUUUUUCUUUUUUUCUCAGUUUUUGCUCAGUAAUGCAUCUCUUAGAAAAAGAGUGGCUUUUUUGGUUUCUUCUUUUUUUUUUUCAAUAGUUAAUUUCUAUUUUGUAAAAUACAAGCAAAUUCCUCUAAAGUUUGGUUUUUUUUCUAUUCUUUUGGGCUAUUUGCUUGUAUGCUCAGAAAUUCGCCUUUGGGUAUUCACUAUGGUUGUUCAACUGGUCUUCGUAUUCCUUUUAAUUUGCUUCUUUCAAGAAUUAAACCUCAGGUAUCAUGCCUGCGAGUCUUCCCCUAGCAAAUCAAUCUUCUUUUUUUUACUCAUUAUUAUUAUUUCUUUUCAUAGACAAUGACAAUUUGAUUUGUACAAGUCCCACCUUUAUGCUUAAAAUUAGAUUCCUUUUUUCGGGUUCACUUGUUCUUUAUGGAAGUUUUCUCAGCAAAAAUCGUUUUGACCUUUUUUUGGUAUCUCUUAUAUAUAUCUUAUUCCAUUUUGGAAUUGGAUGGAGACAGCAAAUCCGUCUUUUUACGAAAUUCUAUCCUUUAUUUAACACUCACUCUCUAUAUAUAUAUUCUUCUACACGGUCUUAGUAAAAAAAAGAAGAUUGAUUUGGAUCCUUUAUUUAACAAAAUUCAAGUUGACAUUUUCCUCGGGAAAUUCAUUUUCAUUUUGGUUAUCCUCUCGAGUAUGCCGAUGCCUUCCACCUACUCGUGGGUAUGGUCUUGGCUUGCGACUUUCGCGUCGCAGGUGUUAGCACUUCAUUUUUUUUGCUUUUUUUUCAAGUCUUUCCACGCGAAAGGAAACCUUCUCUCUCUGUGGACUAGUAAUUCUUUUUAGUACAAUUUCAUUUAUCUUUUUUGCUUUUGUUUAUUUUUUCACAUAAAUGAAGGGAUCGAAGAGGUUAUGGCAGAUUAUGUUCACCAAGAAAUGACCCGAAAUUGGAUCUUGGUCUAUUUGAGAUUGUUAUAACAUUUGAAUUUCUUGAUCAUUCUACGUUCCCGAAAUGGAUCUUAUCAAAUUUUUCACAUUUUCUAUGAUAAUCUCUAUUUUAGGUAUUUGGGGAAUCCUCCUUAAUAGACGAAAUAUUCUUAUUAUGUUAAUGCCAAUUGAAUUAAUGUUAUUAGCUGUGAAUUUGAACUUUUUGGUAUUUUCCGUUUCUUCGGAUGAUAUGAUGGGUCAAGUAUUUGCUUCAUUGGUUCCAACGGUGGCAGCUGCGGAAUCUGCUAUUGGGUUAGCCAUUUUCGUUAUAACUUUCCGAGUCCGAGGGACUAUUGCUGUAGAAUUUAUUAAUAGCAUUCAAGGGUCAGGGCCUUUCUCGCUGGGCGAAUUGAGUUCCACGGCAAGAAAGAUGCUAUUUGCUGCUAUUCCAUCUAUUUGUGCAUUAAGUUCGAAGAAGAUCUCAAUCUAUAAUGAAGAAAUGAUAGUAGCUCGUUGUUUUAUAGGCUUUAUCAUAUUCAGUCGGAAGAGUUUAGGUAAGACUUUCAAAGUUACUCUCGACGGGAGAAUCCAGGCUAUUCAGGAAGAAUCGCAGCAAUUCCCCAAUCCUAACGAAGUAGUUCCUCCGGAAUCCAAUGAACAACAACGAUUACUUAGGAUCAGUUUGCGAAUUUGUGGCACCGUAGUAGAAUCAUUACCAAUGGCACGCUGUGCACCUAAGUGCGAAAAGACAGUGCAAGCUUUGUUAUGCCGAAACCUAAAUGUUAAGUCAGCAACACUUCCAAAUGCCACUUCUUCCCGUCGCAUCCGUCUUCAGGACGAUCUAGGCACAAAGUUUCGCAUAUUAAUUGGGAGGAGAUUUUGCCCCAGGUGUAUCACGAAAGCAGAAAAAAUAGAACUCAUUCAAGAGAGCUUGGUGGUCUUAAGAAUGGUUCGGGGGGAGCCUUCUCUUAAGAAUAAAUAAAGAAGACGAAUAGAAGAUAAUUCAUGUUCAUGCUAACAGAAGAGAAGAAAACUAAACUGUCAGUCCAAUAUUUGCUUGCACGGGCUGUUAUUUCAAGUGGGAUCAGUCCGGAUUAUUUGACCGAUGUCAACAUUCUCGCCAACGCCUAUUGCAUUUUGAUGGAAAAGGGACCUGGUAAUGAACUUAUGACAGAAGCCCUGAAAAUCCUGCAGCUAUGGCAGCACGGGUUACCCAUUUCAUAGGCGAGGGUGGGGGACAGGUUUGAGGACCUGUUGGUCAAAGAAAAUGCAGAUAGAUUGUAUAAAAGAGUGCGAGUUGAUGUCGGUAUUGGAAACGUCUUCAGUUCUUUGAUCGCGCGAAAUCCAUCAUUGGCAAAACAAUCAUAUGGUUCCUUACAACUAUCUUUUUGAAGCAGAUAGUUCACAGUGCUCAUUCUUUUAGAAUGGAAUAGAUAAAAUAAUGAAUAAUUGUUUCAAACCGGUAAUAGAUUUAUUGAGAAAGACUCUUUGUGGUGGGGGUGCUGAUGAUGAAAAUAAUCGUGGUACCUCUGAAGGUAACAAUCGUUCUUCAAAUAGAAGUUGUACAUGCUUUAACAACAUAGUAUGUUGUGGUCGGUCUGAGAACUGCAAGCCCUCAUUGCAAACGCCUCCCCAACAGAACGAUGGCAUGCACACGCAAUGCCAGUGCGGCAAGAAGGGCACCCUUAAGGGGGAUCUGCAUCCUAAGGACGGGGUACCAGAAGGAACGUCUUCUGAAUCUAAGAGGAGAGAGGGGGAUGGAAAGCUGAAUAAGAACUUGAAUCCAAGGCAUCUCAUUCAAGUUCUGUUAGGUUCUUAGUAGCUCUUUCGCUAACAAGCAACGUGCGAAGCUGCCCCUAUCAGAUAAAGGCAAAGCGAGAGGAACAAGCAACGAGCAAGAAAACGGAUGUGCGUUAGUACGCAACAAGCAACGGAAUUAGCGCCCGUUAGCGAAAGCCCCCACUUAGUUUAAGGCGUUAGUACGAACAAGCAACGGAUGAGCGCUCUAGCGCGAAA